CAGGAAAGCGCUGCUGGAUCACGAGCUGGGCUGUGUCCCAAAAGGCUGGCUCGUCACUCUCAUCGGGCGGUACAAGAAGAAAUGGGUGUGGCUGUAUGAUCCGCGCUCGGGGCUUCGCCACCAGAUCACGCUCCCGGCCUCGCUCAAGGGGACCUUUUACGAGGCGGUGGUCGUGGGUGGAUUCAUCUUCAUCGAGGCCGGCUGCGUCAACUGCGAUGACAACUUUUCGUCGAGGUACCUGGCCUGGAACCCGAUCACCGGCUUCGUCAAGGAGCUCUUCGUCCCCCAGGCCGGCUGCCUCGCGGUGGUGUCCACGAACCGCAGCCUCAAAGUCUACUCGCUCAAACCCAGCGGCGGUGGUGAAGAGAGCAAGAAGAUCUUGUCCGGCCUGGCGGGGUCGUGGCACAGGGUCGCCUUCCUCACUUACCGGAACCAGUUCUUCUUCGGACGCUCACGGCACAGGACAUGAUCACUUUCAAAAUCUCGGGAGUGGAGCUUCCGCCGCAGCUGGAGAGGAAGUGCCGGUGGGGGCUCAAGCUUCUCAACUCGGAGGGGAGCUUGCUGCUGCUGGUGGCAUGCACGCCGCUGAGGCGCGAUGGGAAUCGAAUGCAAGUGUGGAGGCUCAUCGAUGGCGCUCCUCCGGGGGCGAGGUGGGAGUUUAUCAGUGCGAUGCCGGAGGAGUUUUACGAGCUGGUGUUCCGGGGCAAGGUGACGCAGCACAACUGGAGGUGCGCGGCGGUGGAUCACCUGGUGUACGUCUCGAGCUCGCACCGCCGGGUGGAGCAGCAGGAAGGAGUGGUGGUGCUGGACUUGAGGACUUCCAGGUGGAGCAAGGUGGAGCCGGUUCACCACGAGAGGCAGCAUUGCCCGUGGUCGGCUCCCGCUGCGUUUUAUCCCUCGUUCGCUUCGCUGGACGACUCGGCCAUGCCUCCGCAGCCAAAGUUCUCACCGGAAGACGUUGGGACAAGCCAGCCGAGGCCGGCGUUUCUUCGAUCAAUGGCGAUAAGAAGAAGAAAAAAGAGUACACAAGUCUUAUCCUGCGAGUUGGAGAUGAACCGACUGCCUUUCAUGUCCAAGUGCUCGUUCUCCGUUGCGUCAAUCGGGUCUUGAUCGUCCUCGCCGUGAUUCACUUUAUUUUGCGACCACUGCAAAGAUGUCAGUUCAGUCCACCCUUUUCUUUCCGGAAAUUUUUUUCAUUCCUCUCGGUUCGCGUUUUGUUUACCAUUUCCACGAGUACUUUGUACUUGAGGUCCAUCAAGUUUAGCUUCUCCUUGAGGUUCUUCAUCUCCUGUUCUUGCCUGGCGUACUUGAUGAUCUCCCUCUCCUGUUUGAUCGUUAACAGUUUACUAUCCAUUUCGAGUCGAGUGGGUUUACCAGUGAGACUUUCUCCUUCCGGAGCCGUAGAACUUCCUCGUGCAUUUUUCCCGCGGCGGGCUCACUCACUGGAGAAACAGGAAGAGAUUCAGCGCAAGAAGCAAAACGAGAAUCGAUUUUUUCCUCCGACCUGGACACCAGUGGCCGUGAGAAUUGCACUGGAACUGCUGGCUGUUGAGAUUGAUCGUAAUCGGCUCGAGAGUGGUGUCCAGUUUCUUGACAUUCAUCACCUCGCUUGGAAUUUGCUGCUGCUGUGGCGAGGAAACUCUUUUUCUCAUCAAAUCUCUGCACAAAAAAUGUAAGAACCAGAGAAUCAAAUCUAUUAUGAAUGAAUGUUACUUGAA
This is a messenger RNA of Selaginella moellendorffii, 1718 nucleotides long. RefSeq lists its product as uncharacterized. The transcript is spliced from 4 exons. The record is from RefSeq and is a predicted model, not a curated record. Lineage: Eukaryota; Viridiplantae; Streptophyta; Lycopodiopsida; Selaginellales; Selaginellaceae. Bases 96 to 1676 code for a protein of 526 amino acids.